This is a messenger RNA of Caretta caretta (loggerhead turtle), 4980 nucleotides long. RefSeq names its product glial fibrillary acidic protein (gene GFAP). Gene Ontology annotation, molecular function: structural constituent of cytoskeleton. Gene Ontology annotation, biological process: intermediate filament organization; regulation of chaperone-mediated autophagy. Gene Ontology annotation, cellular component: intermediate filament; cytoplasm; cell projection. Lineage: Eukaryota; Metazoa; Chordata; Testudines; Cheloniidae. The record is from RefSeq and is a predicted model, not a curated record.
CGCACAGAGAAUUCCAUCUAAGGGCUGCACUCGGGACUCAGCACAGCCUGCAGGAUGAGCCUGAGCAUGGAGAGCCAGCGACAGUCCUCUUACCGGCGGCGGUUUGGCCCCCAAGCCACCGCUGUCCACCAGCCCCUGAGAUCCUCACCCCUCUUCUGGCUCCUGUCCCCCAGCCCCAGCACCAGAGUCUCCAUGACCAAGAAGAGGACCUCGAGCCUGAGCAUCCGUGCCAGCCCCAGGUUCUCCCAGGACAAGGCAGAUUUCUCCCUGGCCGACGCCCUCAACACCGAGUUCAAGGAGACACGCACCAACGAGAAGGUGGAGAUGAUGGAGCUGAACGACCGCUUCGCCAGCUACAUCGAGAAGGUGCGCUUCCUGGAGCAGCAGAACAAGGUGCUGGUGGCAGAGCUUAACCAGAUCAGAGACAAGGAACCCACCAAGCUGGGCGACAUCUAUCACGAGGAGCUGCGAGAGCUCCGCCGGCAGGUGGACCAGCUGUCUAAUGCCAAGACCAGGCUGGAGAUCGAGAGGGACAACCUGCUGGACGACAUCAACGGCCUCCGGCAAAAGUUACAGGAAGAGACUAAUCUACGGCUUGAAGCCGAAAACAAUUUGUCUUCCUACAGACAGGAUGUUGACAAUGCAGCACUCAUGCGCCUGGACCUGGAGCGGAAAGUCGAGUCCCUGCAGGAGGAGAUCAACUUCCUGAGGAAAGUCCAUGAGGAGGAGCUGAGAGAGAUGCAGGAGCAGCUGGCGCAGCAGCAGGUCCACAUUGAGAUGGACAUGUCAAAACCGGACCUGACGGCUGCGCUGCGGGAGAUCCGCAUUCAGUACGAGUCCAUGGCCUCCAGCAACAUGCACGAGACCGAGGAGUGGUACAAGUCCAAGUUCGCAGACCUGACGGAUGCGGCAGCUCGGAACAUCGAAGCCUUGCGCCUGGCCAAGCAAGAAGCCAAUGAGUACCGGCGCCAGCUCCAGGCACUCACCUGCGACCUGGAGUCCCUGCGGGGAAUGAAUGAAUCCCUGGAGAGGCAGCUGCGGGAGAUGGAGGACCGCUAUGCCACUGAGACAGUCAGUUACCAGGACACCGUCAUCCAGCUGGAGGAGGACAUCCGGAACCUCAAGGAGGAGAUGGCUCGGCACCUCCAGGAAUACCAGGACCUGCUCAACGUCAAGCUGGCCUUGGACAUUGAGAUUACCACCUACCGCAAGCUCCUGGAGGGAGAAGAAAGCAGGAUCACGAUCCCCGUGCAGACCUUCUCCAACCUGCAGAUCCGAGAAACCAGCCUGGAUACCAAGUCAGUGUCUGAGGCUCACCUGAAGAGGAACAUCGUGGUCAAAACUGUGGAGACCAGAGAUGCAGAGGUGACCAAGGAAUCCACCCAGGAGCACAAGGACUAAGGCGGGUGGAGCGCGAGGGUCGGCUAGCCUGUAGCUGUAGAUCACUAGCAGCGUAGAUCCCGCCUGACACUCAGCCCCUCUGAUGUGGAACCAGGAGGGCUCAGCUGCUGCGAGGGACCCACAUGGAGGGAGCGUGUUUCGCUUGCCGGAGAGUGGCGCUAACGAGCCUAACCGAGGAUCUAGAGUAACCAGCGCCCCUUAGAACCGCUGCACACUGUUCCGAGCCCCGUCUCUCCCUCCUGCUGCCCCUGCCCAGUCUCCCGUCUGCCUUGGUCCGCGGCAGUCGUGCCCCUCUGGGAGAGGCCUGCUGAGCUGCUCCAGAGCCUGGUGGUGUUUGAGGCCCUGCUGAGGCUGCCAGAGCUCACCUAGGGAUAGAGCAAUGGAAGGCCCAGCUCAUGCCCACAGAAAGGGCCAAAUCCCUGGCCCGGCGGCUGCAGAGUUUCCACGGCCUGCUGGAGCCAAGGGGUGGGAUUUGGCUGCACCCCACCACCUGCCCCAGAUCUCAAAGCCCCAAGGAUGGCUGAGGCCCUGACCCCGGCUCAGGCACCCCCAGGAGAGGUAGGAGGGGCCCUGAGUGUGAGUCUGCCCAGGGUUAAUGCUGACAGCACCCAUGAUCUGGCCCAGGGAGACCCCCAUGGAGUUGCAAGGGGGGGUGAUGCUGUGGAGAGCAGCUCUCCUUCAGCACAGCCCCUCACGCCCCCCACCAGCCUCUUGGAGAUCAGGCUGAAAGACUUCCAGGGUGGGAGAUGCUGCUGCCCUCCCUGUGAUGGGCUUGGGCCCAAAGGAGCAGGGUUUCUGCUCCCUGGCCCCUGCAAUGGGAUGGUGCAGCAGCACCUGCCGCCCAGUGCACCAGCGGUGAGCCUGGGGGAGGCAAAGGCACUAGGCAGCCGCGCUGCACCGAAGGCCCUGGCUGGCCCAGGAGCUGCAGCUGGGCUAAUGUGGAGGAGAGCUGAUUGGAACUGGAGGCAGGAGCCCUGGACACGGGGGGGGCUGGGCUGGCUGAUGUCCCCCCUUUGUGCUGAGGGCUUAGAACUGAUGUUUCCUGCUCACUGAGCACCAGGCAGAUUAGCCAGAGGAGCUGAGGGGACGGGAGGGACAGAGCCUCACAGGGAAACAGCUCCCUGCUGCUGGCAGGAGGCCACGAAGCCUCUUCAGGCUGCACAGAGGACAUCAGACCCAUCAUGAGGGGAGGGUUGCGGGACGCAGCCUCCUGGCAGCUUCGUGGUUUAAUCCAGGCCUGUUCCCAGACCCCGGGCUGGCCAGCUGCGAGGGGCGUGGGCGGCGGGGCCCUGCCGAGCAGUGAGGCGCAGGUUUGCCCUGCUUGGUGAUGGCGGUGUCCAGCCCUCACUGUCACGGCCCCUCCAAGCGGCACUGCAGAGCCAGGGAGCUGGUGAGCUGACUGUGCCUUGCUUGGCUACAGCCUGGGCCAAGACCAGCCAGGUCAGGGGCUCAGGGGCUCGGGACUGGGUCAGGCGCUCCCUGCCAUUGGCUCCCCUGGGAGCAGAGCAGGCCAUUAGCUCUCCCAUCUGUGUGUGUGUGGGGGGGUAUUUUCCUCCCUCCCAGACAGGCUGAGGGAAGCUCACUGGUGUUUGGGAGGGGGCAGAGCCAUCACAGAGCAGGCCCUACGGCAGGAGGGGCUGGCAGCAUGAGUUAAAGCCCAGGAGGGUCCCUGCGCCCUCCCAGUGCGAAGGGUUUGUUAGCGGGGCCCCUUGUCUCCCGGUUUCCUACGGGGUUGCUCUGAAACGCUCACUCUGUGGAGCAGUGCCAGCAGAGGGUGCCUGGCUCAGGGAGGUACUGCUCUGGCUCGGGAGGGUGGCAGAAUCUGGCUCUAUGUCGAACUCUCUCUAUGGAUUGUUCUCCGUGUGUCCUGAACUGUUGGACAGUGGUGUGUGCCGGUGAACAGCUGCCACCUUCUGCCCCAGAGGUGGCUGCAUUGCAGCCGGGGUGAAUACAGUGCAGGGAUGUGACUAUGGGUGUAGAGCCAGCAAGGUGGCUGAUCUCAACCAGCCAGUGCUUCUUCCCCCAGUUGGACAUUUCUAAUGCAUGUGAAAAUGGAGAGGGUGGAGAGAAAGGGACUGGAGGGUGAGAGAGGAGCCGGAUGGGGCCGGCCUGUCUGGGAGCCCCAUUGUGUGUUCAGGGGCAGGAGAUGCUCCUAGUGACCAUAGCUGCGUUGGGGAGGAAGGGGGCUCCAUUGUCACUCCAGCCCCAGCUGCGCUGCAGCCCCCUAUGGGCCAUGCUCUGCCUGUGAUCUCCAUGCCAACACGCCCCCAGUGCCUGCCACCCUGCAGCCUCACACGGAGAUGGGCAGCGGGAGAGGGGGGCGGCAGCAGGCCCAGAGUUUACAUAUUCUGUGUCCCAUAGGAGCCCAGUCAGCUGGGACUGCCUGGCAAAGACCCUGCCAGCCAUCACACGUGGGCAGCGAAUCCUGCGAGCGCACCCGUGUGUGGGGUGGAAAGGUCAGCCCUGCUCCACUGCCCUGAACCUGCGGGCCUCCGCUAUACACAUAGUUUCCAGCCCAGCCAAUGUGAGCCAGCCACCCCGCAGGGCAGGACGGUCAUAACCCAUCAAAGAGCUGCUCAGAAUGACCUCCCCAGUGCUCAGCCUGCUAGACUGGGCCUGCCCGCUCCUGACCCAGGGCUGCCGUAUCUAGCUGCAUCCCGGUGCUAGGAGCCCUCCGCCCCAUUUCCCUUGUGCAUGGUUGGUUUAGGAGCGAAGAUCUAAUGGCUGCUUCCAGGAGCAGUUAGUGCCAUUCAUCUGCCCCUCCGCUAGCUCCACUGCUCGCAGGCUCUGAGUGCAGGUUAUCACCAUGAAUCCACGCAACCUUGCAGCUCCCCAGAGGCAGGGGCGUAUUAUCAUCCCGUACGUGCAGCUGGGCCAGCUUAGGCAGAGAGAGGUGUGACGUGCCCAAGCUCACCCAGCAAGGCGGUGGCAGAGCCAGCGUAGCCCCUGGCUACCCUAGCUCCCACGCCUGUGCCCUACCCACUAGACAACACUCUCCUUGUAGAGUCUCCACAAGAGCAUUGAGGGGAUGGUGGCACUGACGUGGCCCUGCAAGGCACCUGCAGCAGCUGUGCUGGGCCCUGGAGUGACUCUCCCAGCUGGGUGCCAACCUGUUCAGAAGAGAUCAGAGAUUCUGGGCAGCUCAGGUUUUGGGGAUCUGGGGGAUUUUCAGAGGUGGGUGCCCAGCAUUUCUUAAAACCAGAACCCUUCAAAGUGUCUCCACAUGGGCCCCCAGAAUGGAGCCCUGCCCCAACUCAUUCGUCAUUUAUGGAGCAGGGACCUUUGGCCUCAGAACCUCUGUUUCCAGAGCCCAGACCCUAAUCCAGCCGCAGGGAGGGCCAGGGUCAAACCAGAGACAGAGUCCCCAGAGCUGCAGGAAUUGGCUGCCCUGGGCUGUUCCUGGAAGGCCUGGGGUGUGUGCGGGGCCCAGGUAGGAGGUGGCCUGAGGCGCGCCAGGGAGCAGGUGUGUUGUGUGUCAUUUGCAUAGAACCCUCGCUCUGCGCUCUGCAUUGCGUGGGGCUACUGAAUUCAUACGCUAAUAGCAGCAGCCUGAGUCGAGAAAUAAAGCUAAAGCAAGCA